Molecule: messenger RNA, 1452 nt
Organism: Hibiscus syriacus
Lineage: Eukaryota; Viridiplantae; Streptophyta; Magnoliopsida; Malvales; Malvaceae
Exons: 8
Coding region: 91-1230 (379 amino acids)
Source: RefSeq, a predicted model, not a curated record
CCAAAAAAAAACCCCUUUUGUUAAACUCUACAUAGAUAUUGCAUCUUUAUCAAAUUUUAGUUAAUUAAUCUGCAAAAACAAGAGAAAACAAUGGACUCUCCAACUGAUUCUGAGAAAGAAGAGAAAUUGAAGUCUCUUUUGGGUCGGCUUGAAGUAGAGUGUGGCAUUUUCGAAAGAAUUAUUUACAAGAAUAAGAACCAGCAUCGAAGGUCAUCGUAUUUUCAGUAUCUUUUAAAGGUAAGGAGAGACUUGAGACUGUUGAAAUCUGCUCAUUUGGAGGAAUUAUUAAAUUCCUGCUUUCUGGUUAUCACUGGGAAGAGACCUAAACAAAAGGUGCAGCUUUUAGAGAGUUUGAAGAGGAGGAAAUAUGAUGUUGGAAAACCUAAUUUUAUGGAACGGCUUUUGGGGGCAGCACGGCUACUAUCACAGAUGGUUGAGCCAAUGUUGAGGGCAGCAACUCAAGUAUCUACUCUGGCAGCUCGCUCAUUUUUCAUGGGAUUUUCUAUUACUGUUUUAUCUCUCCUCGCACGCCUUCGAGUUUUGGUUCAACAAAUAUUACUUGAUGUCAUCCCAGUGUUCAACACUGUCUCUUCUCUCUCCCAAACGAAGAAUUCUGUAAAAUUAAAUCAGCAAGGAAUUGAGAUAUUUAGAGAGUUUUAUCCCAAAAAAGAGGACUAUGUAACCCUAGAAUGUGUCUGGAACACGGAUAAGUUUAUAUUGGUUGAGAGGACGAAUACAUGUGAGACUGAAAUACAAGAAGAGGACAAUGAUGGAGAAGUUCCAGUAGGAGGUAAUGAAGUGCUAUACAAGACUAUCGAGUCAGUACUUGGAGAUGAUAAACCAACUGCUGAGAAUGCUGAUACUGAAAUAUCACCCCAUAUGAAUGAGACUACAACCAACUUCAUAAGAGAUCACGACGACAAGGACACAAAGCAGGUUGAAAAUUUUGCUGAAAAAGCAGAUGAUACUGUUGUUACCGAAAACCCUUGGCAGAAGACCGUCUCCCAAGCUAGCUCGCUGGCGGAUACUGGUACUGCUGGCUCAAGCAGUUUAAAAUUGGUGUCUAAUGUGAGGAAAGUGGCAUUUGUACCCGUGAAAAGGCCAGCGACUUCUACAGGAAAUCCAACUGAUGUACCUUCAAAAGAAUCCAAAAGUAACGGAGGUGAUAAGACAGAAGUAUUCUAUAGCUUGCUCACCCGUGGAAACCUAAACGAUAGUCUCUUUGGAUGAUCGAUGGAUUCAACAAGUCAUUCUUUGUUUUCAAUCCGUUUCGUUCUUGGUAGUAUUAUGUAAUUUUAAUAUCCUCUGAUACCAAUCUUCCAAAGAACUGAAUCUUGGUUUUCCAAGGCUAUAUUUCUUGUGUACAUUUCACAAAUCAGAGGGUUCGUUUAUUUUCAAUGGAAUUUGCAACACUUCGCGGAGACCUAAAUAGACAUUGCAUUCCAUUUUUUU